This is a messenger RNA of Cricetulus griseus (Chinese hamster), 7888 nucleotides long. The record is from RefSeq and is a predicted model, not a curated record. NCBI's taxonomy places the organism in Eukaryota, Metazoa, Chordata, Mammalia, Rodentia, Cricetidae.
UGGUUUUUAUUUUUGUAAACAGAAUGCUCUUUACAGGAUCAUACCACCUGCUAGGUGGUCAGAGGCAUUGCCCACUGGCCCUCCUUGUGGAACCCUGAAAAGCAAUGGGGAACAGGUGGGUCUUCAGCCCAGCUGGAAAGAAGCCUUCCAGCAGUGACCUGAAGACAUACAGCCAGAAGGAUUUACCACGUGUCCUCACAGUUUUAAGAAAAAGGACUUUAAAAAGCCCAGAGUCUGUGGAGUGUGCAGACAGACCAUUGACGGUCAAGGGAUUGCUUGCCGAGAGAAUCAAUGGGCAAGAGCAGCAAGAAGAAACCCAAAGCAGUGUUGAGGCUCUGACUUGCAGUUGGUGUAUGCUGCUUAGAUGGGAGCCAUUAUCCAUCCUUCCUGCUCUGGACAAUGCUCAUUGUGUUGUCCUUGUCUUUGCCUGGGCUUGGGGUUCCUUCUGUGAACUUGCAAAUAUUCCUGCCACAAGAAAUGUGAAGCCCAGGUGUCGAUUCCCUGCUCUGUGCAAGUCCACCUGGGCCAGGCUCCUGAGAGUUCCACCCCACCUGCAGCUCUCCGCUGUGACAAGCCUUCAAGGCCCCUGGUCCUGAGUGCAGCCAUGGAGGACAGCCAUGAACUGGACCUUACAUAUGUCACAGAGCGUAUCAUCGCGGUGUCCUUCCCUGCCAGUUGUUCAGAGGAGUCCUACUUGCACAGCCUGCAGGAAGUCACACGCAUGCUGAAGUCUAAGCAUGGAGACAACUACCUGGUAUUGAAUCUUUCAGAGAAGAGAUACGACCUUACAAAGCUUAAUCCAAAGAUCAUGGAUGUGGGCUGGCCUGAACUGCAUGCACCACCUCUGGACAAGAUGUGCACCAUAUGUAAAGCCCAGGAGUCCUGGCUGAACAGUGACCCCCAACAUGUGGUCGUCAUCCACUGCAGGGGUGGUAAAGGACGCAUCGGAGUGGUCAUAUCAUCAUACAUGCACUUCACCAAUGUCUCAGCCAGCGCUGACCAGGCCCUGGACAGGUUUGCAAUGAAGAAGUUUUAUGAUGACAAAGUUUCAGCUUUAAUGGAGCCCUCCCAGAAGAGGUAUGUGCAGUUUCUCAGCGGGCUGCUAUCUGGAGCGAUGAAGAUGAAUGCCUCACCCCUGUUCCUGCACUUCGUUAUCCUGCAUGGCGUCCCCAACUUUGACACUGGAGGAGCGUGCCGGCCCUUUCUGAAGCUCUACCAAGCCAUGCAGCCUGUGUACACAUCUGGGAUCUACAAUAUUGGCCCUGAAAAUCCCAGCAGGAUCCGCAUUGCCAUAGAGCCGGCCCAGCUGCUGAAGGGCGACAUUAUGGUGAAGUGUUAUCACAAGAAGUUCCGCUCAGCCACCCGAGAUGUCAUUUUCCGCCUGCAAUUCCACACUGGAGCUGUGCAGGGCUAUGGACUGCUGUUUGGGAAGGAAGAGCUGGACAGUGCCUGCAAAGAUGACCGUUUUCCUGACUACGGCAAGAUUGAAUUGGUCUUCUCAGCCACACCUGAGAAGAUUCAAGGAGCAGAGCAUCUAUACUGUGACCAGGGAGUGAUGGUGGACUAUAACACAGCAGACCCUCUGAUUAGGUGGGACUCCUACGAGAACAUGAGUGCUGAUGGAGAGGUGCUACACACACAGGGCCCAGUGGAUGGAAGCCUGUAUGCCAAGGUGAGGAAAAAGAGUGCCUCAGAUUCUGGCAUCCCUGGCAGCCCUCAGGGCAUGCCAGCCACCAGCAGUCCAGACCACGGUGACCACACCCUGUCAGUCAGCAGUGACUCGGGUCACUCUACUGCCUCGGCCAGGACUGAUAAGACAGAAGAGCGUCCAAUCCCAGGAGCACAGAGGGGCCUGAGCCCUCAGGAGAAAGCUGAGUUGGACCAGCUACUCAGUGGAUUCGGCCUGGAAGACUCGUCGAGCUCCCACAAAGACAUGACUGAUGUGCGAAACAAGUAUAGUGGGACGCGCCACGUGGUGCCAGCCCAGGUUCAUGUGAAUGGAGAUACUGCCCUAAAGGACCGGGAGACUGACAUUCUAGAUGAUGAAAUGCCUCACCAUGAUCUGCACAGUGUGGACAGCCUGGGUACUCUCUCCUCCUCUGAAGGGCCACAGUCAGCCCACCUGGGCCCCUUUACCUGCCUCAAGAGCAGCCAGAACUCCCUCCUGUCUGAUGGCUUUGGCAAUGGUGUUAGUGAAGAUCACCAUGGUGUUCUUUCUCCAGACCUAGGCCUUGGUGUAGACUCUCUUUAUGAGCGGGAGCGGAUGUGUGGGGGCCGAGAGCCAAAGCAGCUGCAGCCCCUGCUGAGGAAGCCCUCUACACCCACCCCACCGCAGGCCUAUGGGCAAAGCAACUAUUCCACCCAGACCUGGGUGCGUCAGCAGCAGAUGGUGGCUGCUCACCAGUACAGCUUUGCCUCAGAUGGGGAGGCCAGGCUGGGCAGCCACAGCACAGUGGACCAGCCCCAGCCCCAUAUCCCAGUUACUCCCACACGUGGAGCCAGCAGCAGGGUGGCUGUGCAGAGAGGCAUCAGCAAUGGACCAAAUCCCCCUGACACACAGCCACUCUGUUCUGGUAAAACACUCCAGCCCAGAUUUGCAGAGGACAGAGUCAUGAAUGGAGGCCAUCAGGAUCUGAACACUAGUCAUUCCCCAGGCUCUCCUACUCUGGAUAUUGACCAGUCCAUUGAGCAACUUAACAGGCUGAUCUUGGAGCUAGACCCCACCUUUGAGCCCAUCCCCACACAUAUGAAUGCCUUAGGCAUCUCUGCCAAUGGCUCUGUAUGUCCUGAUGGUGUGGGAAAUGGGCUCCGGUGUGGUGGCAGGCUGGACCCUGUGGAAGGCCCUGGCCGGAGCCCUGGCCAGCAAGGUGAUGAGUCCAUUGCAGGACGGCUCCGGAAGUUGAGCCUUGGGCAGUAUGACAAUGAUGCUGGGAGCCAGGUUUCCUUCUCUAAGUGUGGAUGGGCAAAGGCCAGUGGUGAUCCAGCCCCAAGUCUGGGACCAUUUUCCUCUGCUGCAGACAUCAAAGAGACGAUGAUCGCUGCAUAUCCCCCUGACCUUGAUAUGAUUGAUGGCAGGAUUUCAAACAACAAGGAGUCUAUGUGUCUGACCCCAGCGUUCCCUGUGUCUCCAGAAACUCCAUAUGUGAAAACAUCCCCACGCUACCCUCCGUUUAGCCCACCUGAGCCCCAGCUGAGCAGCCCAGCCAGUUUGCGCAAAGGAGGACGUGAACCACGAGGCUGCCCAGAGAUUACCAGUCACACUGUGGGGAUGUCAGAGAGUCCCAUCGGACCCAAACCCACCAUGCUUCGGGCUGAUAUGCCUGCAACACCCAACUUUCAGCAGAUGUUUGCAUCUUCCUGCACAGUUUCAAGCAAUGGACCUGGCCAGAGGAGAGAGAGCCUGCCUUCUGCAGAACGCCAGUGGGUGGAGAGCAGCCCCAAGUCCACCCUAACUCUACUGGGGAAUAGCCAUCCUUCUGAAAGUCCUCGAGGCACCCAUGAGUUCUGCAUCACUGGCAAGGACUCUCCAGGGCUGCCCUGCUUCCAAUCCUCAGAGCUCCAGGCCUCUUUUCACAGCCAUGAGCUGUCCAUGUCAGAGCCUCAGGAUGCUCUGCCCCCUGCAGGCAGCCAAGCCUUCUUAGGCUACAACACUGCCUCCGUAUCAAGUGGCCUUCCACCUGGCGAGGACCCAGGUGCCCUGCUGGUCAAUUCCCAUGGGACAUCACCAGCCCCUGGAGCCCCGCUGACAACAGCAGGGGCUACUGACAAUGGCUUCCUGUCCCACAACUUUCUCACGGUGUCACCUGGACCCAGCAGCCACCACAGUCCAGGCCUGCAGAACCAGGGGUUAAGCCUGCCUGGGCAGCCACCCCUCCCUGAGAAGAAGAGAGCCUCAGAGGGUGACCGUUCUUUGGGUUCAGUCUCACCCUCCUCCAGUGGCUUCUCCAGCCCCCACAGCGGGAGCACCAUGAGUAUCCCCUUCCCAAAUGUCCUUCCAGACUUCUGCAAGCCUUCAGAAGUGGCCACACCUUUGCCAGACAGCCCAAAUGAUAAACUCGUGAUUGUGAAGUUUGUUCAAGACACUUCCAAGUUCUGGUACAAGGCAGAUAUCUCCAGAGAACAAGCCAUUGCCAUGUUGAAGGACAAAGCUCCUGGGUCAUUCAUCGUGAGGGACAGUCACUCCUUCCGAGGGGCCUAUGGCCUGGCCAUGAAGGUGGCCACACCUCCUCCUUCUGUCUUGCACCUGAACAAAAAAGCUGGAGACUUGUCCAAUGAGCUUGUCCGGCAUUUCUUGAUUGAGUGUACCCCGAAGGGAGUGCGGUUGAAAGGGUGCUCCAAUGAACCAUAUUUUGGGAGCCUGACGGCUUUGGUGUGCCAGCAUUCCAUUACACCCUUGGCUUUGCCCUGCAAGCUGCUCAUUCCAGAGAGAGAUCCACUGGAGGAAAUAGCGGAAAACUCUCCCCAGACAGCAGCCAACUCAGCAGCCGAGUUGCUGAAACAGGGGGCAGCCUGCAAUGUUUGGUACUUGAACUCUGUGGAAAUGGAGUCCCUCACUGGUCACCAGGCAGUCCAGAAAGCCCUGAGUAUGACCCUGGUUCAAGAGCCUCCUCCAGUGUCCACAGUGGUACAUUUCAAGGUGUCAGCCCAGGGCAUCACCCUGACUGACAACCAGAGAAAUAAAGGCAUCAGUUUCUACUCCACAAAACAUCCUGCUGGGGAAAUGACAAACCUACCCAGCCCAUCUUCCGUCAUCCUAGACUCCAGUGACUGGAACUACUUUCUCUACCCACCCAACAGGCUCUUCUUUCGGAGGCAUUACCCUGUGAGCAGUGUGAUUUUCUGUGCUUUGGACCCACAAGACAGGAAGUGGAUCAAAGAUGGCCCUUCCUCCAAAGUCUUUGGAUUUGUGGCCAGGAAGCAGGGCAGUGCUACAGACAACGUAUGCCACCUGUUUGCAGAGCAUGACCCCGAGCAGCCUGCCAGUGCCAUUGUCAACUUUGUGUCAAAGGUCAUGAUUGGCUCCCCUAAGAAGAUCUAAGUCCUUCAUAGCCAAGCCCGCCAGAUGCUUCACAAGGCCCUUGGAAUGGCAGUGGAGUGAGGCGGGCCCCCAUUUAUACCAGACUGACAAUCCUCACAUUCCAGACCCAAGAGGGGAGAAUAUGGCAGCUCUUCAAACCAGAAACAAACAACAUCACCACUGAUAGGCCUUUCCAGAGAGUAGCUUCUCAUCCAACACACCCACAUAGUCAGGCGCAUUUUGAGUGGAAGGAUCUUGGGCCAGGUAAUGCCUCCCCAGGGUCCCACAGGCACGGGCUGUACAAGGAGAGAGUUUAGAAGAAAAGGUGACCCUGAGUCCCUGGCUCACUAGCAUCUGUGUGGAUGAGGAACACCCACUCUGCUUGGCAGGGGCUGAGUAACCUUGGUGCCCCACUUAUCAGUAGAAGGGCUCUGUCCAGCGACUCCCUCAUCUGGUCUUUCUACAGUAGACGGUGAUGAAAUUGAGAAGGGGAGGCAUGGUUAGUGAAGGUUCGUGCAGGUUGGAACAUGGUGGGAGUCUAAGUUAGGGUACAGUUGAAGGGGUGUGACGUGAGGGCAGUGGAAGCCUCUGGUGUUGGGGAGAAACAUCAAUGUCAGAGACCCCACUGCUGGUGGUAAGGACUCCAUGAUCCUACUCGCAGGUGGCCAGCUGGGCUGUGGAGAGCCUAGAGGACCUUGAAAGGAAAAUGAGAAGACGGAAUCAAAAAAUACCAUUUUAUGUAAUUUAUAUUUUACGUAUGCCAAAUUAUUUAUAACUGCUUGCCAUUGCCAUACUGCACCCAUGUCAAAUGCUGCAGCCGACUAAACCGUGAUUGCUAGAAGGCUUGUCCCCUUGUAGACACACAAGAGACAACUGUCCCCUCAAGAAGAAGGUGAACAAUGGUCUCAGGGUGACACCACGCAGUCCUGCAUCUUCAGUACUGACAAACAGUUUUGCCUCAAGCAGCCCACCCUCUAUUUGCACAGCAACGUGUCUUGCCCAUAUGUGGAUGAUGAUUUCUUUCCUGGUGGGAAUGUCCAGGAGAAAUGGGAGACUGAGACUGUUUGCAAGACUGACUGGGCCAUCUUCAGGCCUGUGUGAUCUAAAGUGCAUGUGACAUUUCUAAGCUGUUACCAUGAUUCUCCUUGUGGCACCUGCAGCUUCCAUGGGGACCUAUGUGGGUGUCAUGAGGGAGAGAAGAGGGACGAAGAGAAAGAAUUCUCUAGUCCUCACAGGCUAGAUUUGAUUUGCUGAGUCAUCUUAGCUGCUGAAUCAGAUGUGAUGGUUCUUGCUAAGAUCGGCACCCAGUGUUGCAGGCUUCCUGCCUACUUCUAUCAGUGGUCAGAGAUUUUGAAGAAGCUAGUGAGCCCAGCACUCCCCAGUAUGGAGGUGGAGCAGGGCUACUGGGAGACAAAGCCAGAGUCUCCUUCACUCAGAACUUUACACCAAACUUUACACCCCAGGAAGGCUCUGAUCAUCCCUGUCCCAGCCUGAAAUUCCUACUCUCUGAUUUCUAAAGUCCAGUGCCAGCUUACAAAUCUCAUAGCUGGGAUAGGUAACCAUUGUCAGGCUGGGUUUGGAAAUCUACAUGGUGAUCCUCUGUUUCAAAAGGGGCAGAGAUGGAACUAUAUGUAGAAUUGAAAUCAACUGUGUGUGUGUGUGUGUGUGUGUGUGUGUGUGUGUGUGUGUGUGUGUGUGUAUGUAUGUAUGUAUGUAUGUAUGUGAAGGUGGACUAUUCCAGUUUUAGCUUGUGUCUGUUUGUGAGUGUAUACAGGUGGACCAUUCCACUUUUAGCUCCUGUAUGUGUAUGUAUGUAUACAGGUGGACCAUUCCACUUUUUAGCUCCUAUUGAUGCACCAAAAGCAAGUGCCUCAUUUCUGUGCCAAAUGUUUGCCUUGGUCUCUAAGGACCUCCUUCGUGGACACACUCUGAUGUGCCUGUUAGAGGGAAUGUGCAUCAUUCCCUAGAGGCCCCAUGUCUUCCACAGAGGCUUCUAGUGUUUCAGCUAUUCAUAUGCAGCUAAAAUCCAGAUGGGGUGGGGGUGGGGACUGACAUUUGUGCUCUGGCCAAGAAGUGCCAUGUCCUAUGAUGGUUUAUAUGCAAAUGUGACCCAAAGACCAUAGGCCAGACUCCUUCUGCUGGAGGGGGAGAUGGCCUGAUUAGAAAUCAACAGGGCAGAGCUGAAACUAGCCUUCUAAUUAAUUGGAGAUUUCAGGGCUUCCCAUGAUGGUCAGCAUGGGAUGCAUUCAAGAAGCCACAUGAACGUGCUUUCAAAACUGACUGACCAGGUAUGACCUUUACUCAAGGUAAAAGUGGUCAAGGAUAUUAAGAAAUUUGCUCUGAGGAACCACAGGAAGACAGCUCUACAAGCUGGUAGGACUAAGUUCUGUCUUCUGUGUAUAACAUGUUUAUUGAACAGAACAAGGUGAGACACAGCAUCAUAGACUAUACUGUGUGCUCAGAAACACUGGGAAGGGGCAUUGUCCAGGCUUGUGCCACAAGGGCAUCAUUUGGGCACAAGUUAGUACACUCUUCUGGGAGUAAAUUCAGUGACACCCUACCUACCACUUACAAUAGAUAUAGCCAGGGUCCCAUUAACUUUCUCAUUAAUGGUCUUAUAGUCUCCAGUGUUGGGCUGUACCCAUAUUAGAAGCCACAAUGCAUUUAUCCUCAGUGUCAAAGACAUUGUAAUGUUGCCUUAUCUGUCUUAUCUGUUAGCGCAGUUUUCACUAUUCUAUAUUGUAAAGAAUAUAUAUCCAGUAUGUAAAUGAGUGUUCUAUAAAACUUUUGUAUAGGCAUUUUCUCUGCUCUUUAAAUAUCAGCCUUAUUCAGAGUAUAAUAAAAAUUAUGACCUUGGUAAGUCUAAUGAAA